Vicugna pacos (alpaca) is the source of this 2862-nucleotide messenger RNA. RefSeq names its product intercellular adhesion molecule 1. Gene Ontology annotation, cellular component: plasma membrane. NCBI's taxonomy places the organism in Eukaryota, Metazoa, Chordata, Mammalia, Artiodactyla, Camelidae. The record is from RefSeq and is a predicted model, not a curated record. Gene Ontology annotation, molecular function: integrin binding. Gene Ontology annotation, biological process: cell-cell adhesion.
CGCGCCCCCGCCCGGCGGUGCCUACCAAACGGUCUGAGCGCGUGGCGGGCGCCUGAGAACCCAGCGGACGAAGCCUCCGAGCGACUGGAGGAGCGGCUGGAGGAGCGGCUGGAGCAGCGAGGAGCCACCCUCACUUUUGGCCCUUCUCAUAAGGAUGGAAAUGUUGCUGUUUGGUGUCCAGGCCCUGCUGGCCUUGAUCCCUUGCCCAGGAGCUGCAGAAGAGCUCUUUGAGGUUUCUGUUUGGCCAGAUCAGGCUGUGGUAAAGUAUGGACAGUCCCUAAUGGUCAACUGCAGCACCACCUGUCCAGACCCAGGGCCCAGUGGAAUUGAGACCUUAUUAAAGAAAACCCAGGUGGGCAAAGGGCCUCAAUGGAAAGAGUUUCUCCUGGAGGAUGUCACCCAGAAUUCCGUCCUGCAGUGCUUCUUCUCUUGUGCUGGGGUCCAAAAGGACAUAAGCCUUGGCGUCACUGUGUAUCAGCCACCAGAGCAGGUGAUCAUGGAACUGCAGCCUGCAUGGGUGGCUGUGGAUGAAGCCUUUACAGUGAUGUGCCAUGUGCCCAGUGUCACACCUCUGGAGAACCUCACCCUUAUCCUUCUCAAGGAUAACCAAGAACUGCAUAGAAAGGACUUUAGGAACUUGGCUGUGGCCUCCCAAAGAGCUGAGGUCACCAUCAGCGCCAAAGCCCAAAGGGAGGAUGACAGGUGCAAUUUCUCCUGCCACGCAGAGCUGGACUUGAGUUCACACGGUGGAGGGCUCUUUCACAACAGCUCGGCCAUCAGGGUACUUCGGAUCUUUGAAUUGUCUCAGAGACCCCAAAUCUGGGUCUCCUCACUUCUGGAGAUUGGGAUGGCAGAGACUGUGAGCUGUGAGGUGGCUAGGGUGUUCCCAGCCAAAGAAGUAAUGAUCCACAUGUUCCUGGGAGACCAGGAGCUGAGCCCCUGCCUCUCCUGGGAGGGAGACACAGUUUGGGCCAAUGCCACCGUUCGGGCCAUGGAGACUGGUGAUCAAGAGUUGUCUUGCCUUGUAUUGCUGGGUCCAGUGGAACAGAAAACAAAAAAGCCAGUGCAUGUCUAUAGCUUCCCUCCACCGAUCCUGGAGAUCCAAGAAUUAUACCCGUUGGCAGGGACGGACAUUAAUGUGACCUGCUCAGGGCAUGUGUUAACAUCACCCAGCCCUACUCUUCGGCUUCAGGGAGCCCCAGAUCUCCCUGCCCCUGGGGAGCCUGCCUGGCUUUUACUUACCACCAGUGAGGAAGAUGAUGGCCGAAAUCUCUCCUGUGAAGCCUCUUUGGAGGUUCAGGGUCAGCAGCUGAGCAAAACCACUGUGAUCCAGCUCCAUGUCUUAUACAAGCCACGAUUAGAGGAAUCUGGUUGCCCUGGCAACCAGACCUGGUUGGAAGGGAUGGAGCAGAAGCUUGCCUGUGUCCCAAAGGGAAACCCGACACCAGCCUUGGUGUGUACCUGGAAUGGAAUGAUCUUUGACCUUGACGUGCCACAGAAGGCAACCCUGAACCACACUGGAAUCUACUGCUGCACAGCCACUAACCAGCUGGGCUCUGCCAGCAAAGACAUUGCUGUCAUUGUGCAAGGACUGGGAGAAGGAGUCAGUUCCACCAUCUUCAUCAUUAUUAUUGUCGCCCUUGGAGUGGGUGUAAUCACCAUAGCACUGUACUUGAACUAUCGGCCCUGCAAAAAAGAGAGGAGGAAAUUGCCCUACAGGCAGAAGGAGAAGAAGAAAGAAGAGGAAAGCCAGUCUGCUGCUCAGCAAGCAGGAAAGUACAAUGCACAUAAUUGUUAAUUAGAAGCAGCUGUUUGGUCCAACGCACCUUCUACUACUGGGGUUUCUGAAGAGAGGGAAGAGAGGGUAGAGGAGAAAGGAAGAGACAUUAUCCUUUGUGUUCUGUGGUCCCAUAAAACAGUGUUUCAGGCCCUCAUGUCCCAUGUAUCGAAUCCACUCACAAGCUCAACUCCUCUGAGUAGGAAUUUCAGUCUCAGUGUUCAGCUAUUGAGAGAACCUCUUGCUCUUGGCUGCAUGCUUAACCUGUCCACUCUUAAGAUUCAGAGAAGAAGCUCCUGCCAUGCCUGUCAUUCCUGUUCCCACUGCCCUCUGCUCUCAAACAUCAGAGAGAAGAGAUAGUCAGAAACAUCUCUGAAAUACAGCUCAUUUCUCAUGGUUUCCUCAUGACUAAGUGGGAACUAGUUUCUUAGUCUGGGGACAGGACUUAGAAGGGAGUCCAUACCGAACAAAGGGCUAGGAAUCAGAACCCUAUUCGCGCCUGCACAUCCCUCUGCUCCCCUGAGCCGGGCAGGGUUCUGGAAUGCCGGCUCCCAGAGCUGAGCUUGAUGACAUCAUUAAGGCCCAGUAGCUGGGCAGGCUUCAACUCACUAACCAUCUAUUGUGUACCUUAGAGGAACAUAAAAGUCAUAAGAAAUUCUACACUGGGUCAGACAGGCAGCUUACCUAGCCCAGUGUUCUGUCCCUGAAGUGGAAGGUAGCGUUCUUCCGUGAAACUGAGCUCCAGACAUCUCUGAAUUCCUUUUUGUAAUCAUCUGAGUUCACAUUAAGCAUAUUAAUUUUAUUUUACCCAUACAGGUUCUUAGGGUAGAGUUCUAAUGAUUAUUCCCCCUUUCCAUGAAGAAGUAUAUAUUUUCAUAUGUCUGCAAACUACUUACUUUAAGCUUCAGGAGGAAUCCUCCCGUGACAGUGUUCACUAUAUGAUUUUAUGACUGAGAUUCCUUCUCUGCUCUCUGGAAAGAUUAUACUCACCCCCUAGAGAUGACAGGAGGACUUGUAAAACCAGAUCUUUCCUCCCAAAUCAGUUAUUUAUGGGUCACUGAAAUGUUGGAUAUGAUAAAAAUAAA